Messenger RNA from Aspergillus lentulus, 357 nucleotides. RefSeq lists its product as uncharacterized. The record is from RefSeq and is a predicted model, not a curated record. Gene Ontology annotation, cellular component: mitochondrion. Lineage: Eukaryota; Fungi; Ascomycota; Eurotiomycetes; Eurotiales; Aspergillaceae.
AUGGAUUUUCCCUUCUGUUUCAUUGCGGUCCGCCAUUUGGGCGCAGAACGAAUAGGCCACUAUGAACAUGUCGUCGUCGAAACAGUCAAAGGCUUAUUCGGAGCAAAGUCUGCACCGGAGGAACAGAGCCAGGAAGAGGUCUCAGCUGCCCAGUCUGGCCAGCAAACCGCAGAAGCUCAGAAGAAGAAUAAUGGCGACGGACCCAGUUUGUGGACUCAGCUCGCCCUGGCGUAUGCAGUUCACAAGAGUCUCAUCUUCAUUCGCGUACCCCUGACCGCCGCCAUAACCCCCAAAGUCGUCAAGGUCCUAAGAGUAUGGGGGUGGGAUCUCGCGAAGCGGAGGCCAAGGGGCAUGUAA